AUUUAAUGUGAUUUUGCUGAUUAUGUAAACGGGUAUAAAAACCAUGUUUGCCUGUUUGGGCUUUGCCGCCUCCUAUUCGUCUCUACGAUUUACUCGUUCGUUCUCCGAGUUGCUGGUGGUUUCCUUUCGUGGGAUUUGAAGGGCAUUUCAAAAUUCGGACCUCGAUUUAGCCGAUUAUCUCUUUCUUCCUGAGAUUUUAGCGGGUGCGGUUCAACUCUAUCAACAUGCCUGAAAUUCAGUACUCUGACAAGUAUUUCGAUGACACUUAUGAGUACAGGCAUGUGGUCCUUCCCCCAGAUGUUGCAAAAUUGCUUCCCAAGAACCGACUACUUUCAGAGAAUGAAUGGCGAGGUAUUGGAGUCCAGCAGUCACGCGGGUGGGUGCAUUAUGCAAUUCAUCGCCCUGAACCUCACAUUAUGCUAUUUCGGAGGCCUUUAAAUUUUCAGCAAAAUCAACAGUAGCCAUACUAUUACGACUCUGUAAAAAACUUACAAGACAAUGGCGAGCCAUCUCACUGCAUUGCUUUUUACUCAAAUUUUCUCUUUAGUUGUUUUAUGCUAAUAGGCCUGAUUCAUCACUCCGGAAAUUUACUUUGCUAUACUUCAAAGAUUUCAUUUGGAAUACAAAGUUUUCUCAUUCUCAUCUC
Cryptomeria japonica (Japanese cedar) is the source of this 646-nucleotide messenger RNA. Its product is annotated as cyclin-dependent kinases regulatory subunit 1. Lineage: Eukaryota; Viridiplantae; Streptophyta; Pinopsida; Cupressales; Cupressaceae. The transcript is spliced from 4 exons. Gene Ontology annotation, biological process: regulation of mitotic cell cycle. The record is from RefSeq and is a predicted model, not a curated record. Gene Ontology annotation, cellular component: SCF ubiquitin ligase complex; cyclin-dependent protein kinase holoenzyme complex. Gene Ontology annotation, molecular function: ubiquitin binding; protein kinase binding; histone binding. The coding region runs from base 225 to 461 and encodes 78 amino acids.